UCUGUGGUUCCCUCCUCAUGUCACAAACCGUCUGUGGUUCCCUCCUUCACUUCAUCCAUUCGUCUUGGUAACACACACUCCAUCACCCGUCUCCAUUUGUUUUGGCGGAGCGGGUGCCAUCUUUGUCGGCUUGGUGGUCGGCUCCAGAAGGCGAAGCUGGACUGAAGUGAAUUGAUUCACUGGGAUUAAGGAUUAAGAUUUCCCCCGGCCGCUCUGGUGGAGUAAAUCUGGGGAUUAUGAUGUCAACGGCCUGCGGCUGCUGCAGAGGAAAUUGAAUUGUGUUGGACGUCUGGGAAUGCCGAUGGCACAGAGUUACUGUGAUGGGACGUUAGCGCAGGGAGUCCACGUCUGUGCCUCGCUCCUGCUCAGGGAACCAACGCUGCCUUUGGGCUGCAGGAAUCUUUGAGUAGCAGAAGUGACUGUGAGUAGAUGUCUGGGACGUUGACUGAGCGCUAAGAGGAUUUCAGUGUCACUGGUAAUCCGUCCUGCUCGGGCCUGUGGAGCAUCAGGUGCCUCCUGCUGCCGAGGCCGCUCCUGCUGCUGCCGUUAAACCAGGCGAACUGACGAAGAGCAGCGGGAUGAAGGUGAGAUGGACGCAGCUCGGGCUGCUGUUCUUCCUCGCUCUGUCGCUGGUGAUGACGGGAUGCUUCUUCUGGCAAUAUCAGCUGCCGAAGGUCCUGCGAGACGAGGGGACGGGUCGCAGCGCCAACGCAGAGAUGAUGUGUCCUCGCUUCCCUGAGCCUCUCCCGCUGGAGCAUCCUAUCCCGAGUCUGAAGGAGGCCCUGGAGAAGGUGGACGUUUUGCUCCGGCAGAGCUCCAACCCCAUCAGCCUUCCCGCUCUGUCGGCCAUUGUGAUUUUAAACGACACUGUGUUAUGGACCGGCAACUUUGGAAAGAGGAAUGCCAGCGACCCCCUCUCAGGACCCCCCAACGAGUACACAAUCUACAGAAUUGCCAGCUUAUCCAAAAUCUUCCCGACGCUGAUGCUGUACAGACUGUGGGAGGACGGGAAGAUCGGCUCCCUGGACGACCCCCUGGAGAAGUACGUGGAGAACUUCACCAUCAAAAACCCACUGGGGAGGUCGAGAGACUCUGAGCUGAAGUACGUGACAGACGGCCUGAUAUUUCUGGACAGCGGCGAGGUUCAGAUCCGCUCGUCCUCAGUCACCCUGCGCAGGAUGGCCAGCCAGCUCUCAGGCCUGCCCAGGAGACUCCGGGCCACAAAUCUGCUUUGGAAAGGAAAAACUCAAUCUGCAAUCAAUCUGCUGCAAGACGAUGUCCUGGUCGCAGACCCCGGCACCAAAUGUCACUACAGCAACCUCGCCUUCUCUCUGCUGGCCCAUGUGAUGGCGGAGCGAGUGGCCAGCGUCGACUACCAGCGCUGGAUCACAGACAACAUCCUGGACCGGCUGGGGAUGGAGGACACCGGCUUCGACAUCACCCCUGGGCUGCAGACUCAAAUGGCUGUAGGAGUUUACUCCAAUGGGAAGCCAGCCCCGCUUUAUGACCUGGGUUGGUACCGGCCUUCAGGUCAGAUGUUCUCCACGGCGGCAGACUUGGCCAAGCUUGCCAUGAUGCUGCUGGGCGCAUAUCACCGCAAACUGCUCGAGCCAGACUCCUUGAAGAUCAUGCUGACGCCAUUGUUCAGGUGCGACAGUGACUACUUCGCCAACCGUACCGGGACGCCAUGGGAGGUGAACGAGCUGAUGGGCUACGAGAUGGUGCGUAAAGACGGCGAUCUGGACGGGUACUCUGCCACCUUCUCUCUGGUUCCCAGACUGAAGCUCGGUCUGGUGGUGCUCAUGGCAGGCAGCAGGUCUCAGACCCAGGAUGUGGUUACCAAAGCCUACAACCACAUCAUCCCAGCCGUAGAAAAAGCCUUCAGGGAGGCCAAGAAGGUCCUCUUUGCUCCCCCUAGCCCAGACCCUUACAUCGGCUUCUUCACCUACAGCAACAUCACCUUCUACGAGAUCAAGGUGGGAGCAGACGGAGUCCUCGUCAUGCAGCAGUUUGGGCCUCAGAUUGAAGAGCUGAUCCCAGAGAAGUACAGGACAAUAAAGCUCAACUACCUGGUGGACCGGGUGUUCAGAGUUGUGUUUGAAAAAGAGUACCCUUGUGUUUUGCAGGUCGGCACGGCCUCGGUGUCCCUGGAAGCUCAAGAUGGUCAAUUAUUUAACUUCUACACAUUUGACAAGCGAGGUCUGUCCUCUGGCUUCGAUGCUCCAGGACUGAACACGUACAAUGUGGUCAGAAUAGCUCGCAGACCGUCUUUCUCAAGCUGAACCGCUGCAGUGCUGUGGCCUCAAGAUGACUGUCACUGGGAUGUGAGGGACAGUUAACUAAAUGUUAACUAAUAUCUAAGACAGGACUGAGCUCUUGGUUUCCAGAGAGCAGAGAGGGACGGUGUCACGUUUACAGCUGUAAAUGAAUGAAUUCCUCUUCUGAAUGAUGCAUGUGACUCUUCUCCUCACACUGGUCCUUCAUUACGUCUCCGAACUGAACAUUCACAUUAUGGUGAUUCAGUGAUUGUGUUUGUCCGACUUCCAUCCAAACUGCUCUCAGUCUCUGAUGUCCUCGUCCUCUCAUGAGGAAACAUUUCACUUUCAAUUCUUGGACCUUGGAUUGCAGUUCCACUAAAUCAUUUAUCUUCCAUCCAUGAAAAAUAAGAUAUGAUUUAAAUUCUUUGCAGUGCUGUUUUUGUUGCAGGUAAAAUUGGGACAUUUUCAUGGGUAAUGUGAAUAUGCAUUUUCCCUAUUUUAAAUAGGGAUGUUGCCAUGGGUACGAAACAGCAUUGAUCAACAAUCAUGCACUUAUGUGGAUGACACACACAAUAUUUUUGGCUCCCCAAUAAGCAGCGAUUAAGGCUGAAGAGGCUUUUGGUUUCCUCUGUGACACUUUCCUUUUUAAUCCCUGAAAAUGCAAAAUUCAUCCCGACCUCUAACACCAAUAUGAAUAUUACACAGCCCUGACUGCUGAAGGACAGAUUCACGUGUUUGACCUUUUCUGAUUGAUUGACUGACUGCGGAUGUGAUGGAACUGGAACAGAGGUUGAAAAUGUUGCUUCGUCUUGAAGCAUCAGGUGCAACGAGGCGAAUCGCGGGAAUGUGGACUCAACGCUGCCGAAAGAAUAAAUUUGCUGUAUCCACUUUGUCCAACCAUUAGUAAAAUACUGAAACUGGAAUCUUCAGCGCGCACAGAAUAAAAAUGUAUUGCGGGCACGAAAAAAAAUGACUUGCAUCAUGAAGUUAUUAUAAGACAUUCUGGAACAAAUGACACCAUGUGCUGUUAAAAACAUCAGAAGUGAGCACGCAUCAACAGAGGGAAAAGAAAACACGCGCAGAGCUUGGACAUUUAUUUGUGAAUCUUUUUAUAGACAUUGCACAAUAAGCAUAAUCACUUUUCAUUUCUGCAAUCAUGGUGAACAGGAGCUUACCAGUCAAUCAAAGGCCAUUUUACAUGAAACUAAACAGGAUUAUU
Messenger RNA from Scophthalmus maximus (turbot), 3477 nucleotides. RefSeq names its product lactamase, beta-like 1b (gene lactbl1b). Lineage: Eukaryota; Metazoa; Chordata; Actinopteri; Pleuronectiformes; Scophthalmidae. The transcript is spliced from 7 exons. The coding region runs from base 579 to 2282 and encodes 567 amino acids. The record is from RefSeq and is a predicted model, not a curated record.